Apis laboriosa (Himalayan honeybee) is the source of this 6877-nucleotide messenger RNA. It is a transcript of the gene Tdg, whose product is annotated as atrophin-1. The transcript has 9 exons. The coding region runs from base 340 to 3633 and encodes 1097 amino acids. Gene Ontology annotation, molecular function: DNA binding; mismatch base pair DNA N-glycosylase activity. The record is from RefSeq and is a predicted model, not a curated record. Gene Ontology annotation, cellular component: nucleus. NCBI's taxonomy places the organism in Eukaryota, Metazoa, Arthropoda, Insecta, Hymenoptera, Apidae. Gene Ontology annotation, biological process: base-excision repair, AP site formation.
AUCACGUUUCACGACAGUGACAGUGUGCCACAGUGAGUGUUGUUGGUGCAAGCGUUUUUAGUGACGCGAGAUCGCGCGCGUUUCUUCGUCUCGCGCUAACCUACCGACGGCUCGCGUUCCCUCCGCGAAGCCGUCGGGAACAGUGGACUUGCCUGCUUACCCUGCUACCUGUUUACUCUCGUCCGUCUAUCCAUCGUUCCAAUCUUUCUCUCGGAGUCCCUAGAAUUUCCCUAUUUUGAAUUCCUCGGAAAGUGUAGAGAGAGGCUGGCGAGUCUGUCGGGAGAGAAGGUGUGACAAGUCUAAUCGAAGGAUAAUAUAUAUAUAUAUAUAUUAGCGAGGAUGCAGGUGGCAACGCUGUUUCGGGAGAGCGCGAAUCUGCUGGGUGCCUCUAGCCUGGAUCCCCCGCAGACUCACCAUCACCAGGCUAUGCACCCGCAGCAACAGCAACAACAGCAGCAACUUCAACAACAUCCCGCCGAACUGCAUUUGGCUCAUCACAUGCAACAUCACUAUAAAUUAUCGUAUCCGUCGCCUGUGCAAAACGGAGGGCCACCAAAUGGGACACCGAUGAAUUGCGCUGGUUCUCAAGGAGUGAUGGUAAAGCAGGAAGCGAGGGAUGACGGUUACGAGACAAGUCCGGACCUCGAGAUGAGGAGCACCGGUGGUGACAGCAGUCAGCAGUACCACACGCCGCUGACACCGCACACACCGCACACACCACACACGCCGCACACACCCCUCACGCCGAUAUCGGCGACAGCGCAUCAACCCCAGCAACCUGCCUCCACCGCUUCCACCCUCGGACAGGUGGCGAUCAAAUGCGAGACACCGGUGGACCCGUACUCGUUCGUGGACGAGGAGAUGUCGAUGGGCGGCAUAAGGACGGCGAGCAGUCCGGUCGGGAAUCCCGAAAACAUGACGUGUCCAGGUGGAGGGCAAGCGGUGCUGGCUACACCUACGUCAACGCCGCCCGGCUCGCUCUCCGCACCGCAACAUCUUCAAAUGAACCUCGGCGUGAUGAACGGCAACGUGAAUCCCCAGUUGACGGCGCAUCAACCGAAAAAGAGGGGCCGCAAGAGGAAAUCCGAGAUGAUUCUCACCCCGGAAGAAGCGGAGCUAGCCGAGGCGAAGAAACGAGCAAAGACGUACAAAGAGAGGAAGAAGCACGACAGAUUCGACGGUAUGCCGGAAGAGGAAGUGAGCAAGCGCGUACUUCCGGAUCAUCUCACCAACAAUUUGGACAUUAUCAUAAUUGGAAUCAACCCAGGACUGUUCGCCGCUUACAAGGGUCAUCACUACGCCGGACCGGGGAACCACUUCUGGAAGUGUUUACACUUGAGUGGAUUGACACCCGAACCAUUGACGGCAGAUGAUGACUACAAGCUCUUACGCUUCGGUAUCGGUUUCACGAAUAUGGUGGCUCGCGCCACCAAAGGCAGUGCCGAUCUAACGAGGAAAGAAAUCAAAGAAGGCAGCCACAUCCUGUUGGAAAAAUUACGAAAAUACAAGCCGAAAAUCGCUGUAUUUAACGGUAAACUUAUAUACGAGGUAUUCUCUGGAAAGAAGGAUUUCGGAUUCGGUAGACAACCCAACCUGGUCGAGGGUACAAAUACGUACAUGUGGGUGAUGCCAUCGAGUAGCGCGAGAUGCGCGCAACUUCCGCGAGCGGCGGACAAGGUGCCAUAUUAUGCGGCGCUGAAAAAGUUUCGCGAUUACUUAAACGGCACCAUCUCCCAUCUGGACGAGUCGGACAUAGUGUUCGCCGACGCGAAGUUGAAGAAGAAGGAGCAGGAGGCGAUCGAGGAUAAGAAGCCCUCUUACUGCGAGGAGUUGACGAACGAUGGAGAGAGCAGGAUCGGCGAGAUGAACGGGAUGAAACACGAUUCCCAGAUACCCGGGAAGAAGAAGAGGGGCAGGCCGAAGAAGAUCAAGAAUCCGGAGGAUCAACCGCCCCCGGACCCCGAAAAAUUGGACGCGAACGGCGAGGUGAUAAAGAAGCGGCGGGGACGGCCGAAGAAAAUUCAUCAACAGCAGAAGCAACAGGAGCGGGAGAUGAGGGAAAGGGAGCAGCAGCAACAGCAUCAGCAGCAUCAGCACCCUGGGAUGGGCCACCUAGGGGACGGUUACGGGGGCGUGGUGCCCAACUGCUUCUCACCGCCGAAGACGUUCGCCCAUAUGGCCCCGUAUCCCCAGCCGAUCAACGAUUCAGGUUAUUACGGGCAAAGCUUGAACGACAGCCCGUACAGUAUAAACGCGAAACAGAGCCCGGUACACUUGCAACACUACAGCCAAAGUCCAAAGUCGAUGUCGCUCUCGUUCACUCAUUCCGAUCUAUCCUCGGAGAUAAACACGGCCAUAUCCUCGGAGAACAACUUGGAACCGUCGCCGCUGACGUCCCCGAGCGUGGAGCACCCGGAUUUCGAGCCGCCCACCAGUAUAUCCCAGCAAAAUAUGAGCAACGAUCAUCGCCAGUACAAUCCAGCGGGGAAUCCCGAGAACACGGGGCAUCACGGCAGCCCAGGGACGCCCUCUCACCCGAGUUACACGAGUUACAUGGGUUACCACGAGCAAACGUCCGAUCCUCACAAUCCCCAUCCCCAUCAAACGACGCCGACGCCGUUGAGCCAAACCACCGACGAACACUCGCAUCACUCCCAUCCGACGCCCCCCCACACGCACCCACACACGCCGACGCACGCGUCCAUGUCGCCGCACCACCAUCCGCACGAACAGUACGCGGCCAUGAAGAGGAACGGGGGGGGGCAGGACGUCGCCUCGAAAAGUUUAAGCGAUCUCGAAUCUCUAGUCGAUCAGAUACCGAGCAUAGCCGAUGGUGGUAGCCAACGCCUCCAACACACCCAUCCAGGGAUGGGAUCAGACGAUGGAUCCCUCGCGGAAAAAAUGGAGGCCCAUCAUCAGUCUUAUCUGUCCGGAUUCUCCGGCAUGCCCAACGCGGGCAUGUCCAAUUACAGCCCCCCUUUGGCGCCCGCCGGUGCUAUUUAUCCAACUUCGUUGCAUCAUUCGCCCAACGACGGUUACGGUUCCCUUUACGGCAUGAACGGGCGUCAACAUCAAGACUCGCAACAACAGCAACAACAGCAGCAGCAGCAGCAGCAACAGCAUCAACAGCAGCAGCAGCAGCAGCAACAACAACAGCAGCAGCAGCAGCAGCAGCAACAACAGCAUAGCAAAUCUUACACGGUGGAAAAUCUAGCGUCUAGCAAUUACACGCCGAGCAUGAGCCACGGGCAUCCCGGUAAUUCGUAUCCGAAUAUAAUUCCUGGACCUCAUUAUCCCGUGCCGAUGGGAUCGACGAACGGGUAUCUUUUCGGUGGCCUUGAGUCAAGCUUGAUGCAACGAACCUACGGGAUGAGCGGUAUGAGCGGUAUGGGGGGAAUGCAUCCAUCCCUCGGUCAUAUGGCCAAUCCUUAUUCCUACAAUGGUUCGUACUCUAGUUCCUUCGACGCCUAUCCGGCCCCACCGGCUGGGAUUCACGCGCCCAGCGCCAAUUAUCCCGGCGGUUACACGAGCGUUGGUAGCACAACGCCAGGUACUUCGCCAGGCACGACGCCACCGUCUUACCUCCCUUCCCAUCACAGACCGUCGGUCGACCUCGCUUACGAUGGUGUAUGAUAAUCGAUGUAAAACUAUUCCACGUACAAACGCGCACGCUCACACGCGCUCACACACACAUACACAUAUACACAGAGACACGCACGCAUAGACACACACACAGACACACACACGUAAAACAUGGAACAGGCAUGGACACGCGCUUACGCUCACGCUCUCACUUCGUUCGUAUCUGCGCGUACCUGCUCGCGCGCGCGUGUCAAUCCAUAAAAUCAGGCACACAAAGGUAUGCACUGGCAACAGGCAACAGACGGAGAGACGGACAGACGGACAAACAGACGGGCAACAAGCAAACGAUUCGAGCGCUACGUUUAUCUUUUCUACGUAUUUUUACACAGUUUAGGAUCCGCCGGAACAAUCCGCCUCCUGGCGUGACUUGAUACUGCGAUUUGCGCGCGCGUUUUCUCUUCCUAAUCCUUCCUUCUUUCGCCCAUUUAAUCUCUCUCUUUCUAUCCUUUCUCCCAAUCUCGCUCCUUUUUUCACUUCUUCAAUCCGCCCUCUCGAUUUUCUCCCUCCACUUCUCUUUACAUCCACGGCUCGAUUAACUGUUACCUAAGAGUACCUAUAUGCCGCGAGUAGCAACGAGCGCACGGUUCGAAGUUGCGUUGAAAAGUGUGAAAGGGAAAGAAGAAGGGGAUAAGGCGAUGGAACGAACAGCACGUGCUGUGAAGUUAGUUGAUAUUGUUGUAUGGAAACGCGUUAAUGAUUCGAAAGAUGGCGUGCUCGUCGAUAUGCUAUUCGUCUCUGUUCACGGUGAUCGCGCAUCGAUCCUCGAUAAUGGAAAAUGUUCAACGUUGAUCGCUUUUCUUCAUCGUUUUCCGACCUUACUGUUACACGCUUUCGUUAUUGUUGACAAUUAUUCGGAUGUUUCGCUUUGUAAUGGCGAGCAUGUGCGAUCUGUUGCUGUUUCAACGAAUCGGUAUACAUUUCUUUCCGAACGUGACUCGUUACAACUUGAGAAAUUGACCGUACACGUAUAUGUACCUCCUUAUUGUUAUUUUAUCCUUUUCCCGUUCCUUUCGUUGUACGAGAGAAGGUAUGUAGUUGGUUAGUUUGUACACGACGAAUCGUUUACAUCACGUUAUUAGCUGUAAUCGAUGUAUCCACAAGUGAGAUUGCUAUUUGAUAAGCGGUAGCGUUCGACUUUUGUUCGAGCAUUUUUUACAAUCCAAUGGACAAAAUAUAUCCGAAUUAGUGGAAUAUAUAUAUAUAUACGAUACGUGUUUGCGAUUGAAACAUUGGUCGAUAUAAUAAUCGUCAAGCGAUAAUAACGCGCUCUAUGAUCGGAAGGAAAUAUCACGAAAGUCGAUCGAUACAUCGAAAGAUGAGAGGGAUAUGAUGUGCUCGAUGAUAUUCCGAAAAAUUUGGAAAUAUUUUCAGUUCGUGGUGUAAACAAAUGCGAUGUCGUUUUUCGACCGCUGUAUCGUAUACACAUAAGUAUAUGCGUGUGUUAUACAGUGUAUGAUACGUUACGUCAAAACAAUAACACGUGUACGCGUGGGCACAUGAUUAAUUGAAAACUUUAUAUGUUUUAUGCGAAUCUAGUCAAUUCGAUUCGUUGAAUCGUGGCGGUUUAUCGCAAUCGACCGAGUAAUUUUGCACGCGGUUUAAAUUGAAAAAGAAAACUAAUAAAUGGAAUGGAUCGUGAUUAAAAUUAGUCGAUCGUGGAUAAAACAUUUUAAAUUAAAUUCUAAAAUAUUAAUUGUAAUCUUGCGAAACGCUUCUAAAUUCUAAAUGCGUUAUUUUUUUUUUUCCUUCCGUCUUUGUUGUACGAUCUUUGUUGUACGAUUUAGAAAAACAAUUUGCUUGAUUCGCUUGCGUUAGAAGAAAAUGUUCUAUCCAACGGACAAGAAGCGACGAAUCAUAACCUAUACGUGCACAGUAUAGUAGUACUUAGACAGGUAUGCAUUGAACGCUCACGAUCGACGAUCAUCUUUUGAAAAUUUGUCGUCUUAGCUCCUACAUCUACGUAUAUGUACAGUAGACGUAUUCCGUUGCGUGUACACGUGAUUGUGCCACAGGAUGGAAACGACUCGAUGCAAUCAAAUGAUUUUUACGAUAACCGUUUCGAUUGCAUCGUUUUUAUCGACAUAUACGGAACGAAUGAUCCAAGAUCGAUCGACCAAGCGCUUCCAUAUAUUUAUCUCCUAAUUUUUCUUGUUAAUUUGAAGAAAUAUAUAGAGAAUAUUGGAAAAAAUGGAUGGAAAGAUGGAUUGGAAAAUCCGGAAAAAAUCGAUCUGUUUGUAGAUUUAAAAUGGAAAAGAAAGCGAAGAGAAAUGGAAGAGAGAUGGGCCGCGAAUAAAAUCUCGAUAGUCGAUUCGAUAGACAUCCUCGCUUUCGUACCUCGCACUCGCUACAGCCAUAGCCAUAACCGUUCUCGUUGCAAUUUCUUUAUCGGUUAAUGCGUAUCGGUUAAUCGUUGACUAUUGACGUCGUUGUGAAAUAUCAUGCGUUACCGUGAUUUUUAUAGUUAUCGCGUUAUGUUGUUUCUCGUUUAAUUGUAUAUUUCAUUGCUGCAUUUCGAGCAAUCGAGAAUUACAGUGUUUAUCGAUACACGAUCACGAACAGUCGAUAUAGAUGUAUGCUAUAACCGACAUCUUCUUUUGUCGCUAAUCAACGCUGUAAAAUUACGCAUCUAGCAUGAUUACAUGCAAAGAAAUAAAUAUAUGCACGCGUACGUAUACGCGAACGUACCUAUAUAACAAAUACAUACAUAUGUAUAAGUAUACACACGUGUACGCGUCGCGUGCCUAUACUUAUAGAAUACACAUACAAAGUAUAAAUAUUAUAUAUUGACUAUCUACGAUAAGCGAGAAACAUUUAUCGAGUAAUCACAUAGGAUGUGUUGAAACAUUUAAAAUGAUGCACAGGGUAUAGAUGAGAAAAUCGUUGAUAUAAUAACUGAUGUCUAUAUAAUGAAUGUUUCUUUUGUUCUAUCGGCCUCAAGGACACAAAGCGCGUACGAUCGACAAUUAAUCUAUGGUAGAUGUUUUUCAGAAUUCAUUCCGAUUCAAAAAGGACGGUUCUAGUAUAAGUGUCGUCGGUGUUAAUCGUUCGUCGAUAAUGAAAAAAAGAAGAAAAAAGAAGGAAAGAGAAACAGGGAAACGGAAAUGAAUGUAUGCCGUGCCGAACGGAACGAACCAUCGCUGCGAAUUAAUCGAUCCUUUCGAUUAAUCGAAUCAAUCGAUUGUAAAUUGAUCGCUAAGAAUUAAGUAUUAAGUAUAAAUAUAUUAUACAGAUUUAA